Molecule: messenger RNA, 4440 nt
Organism: Myotis lucifugus (little brown bat)
Lineage: Eukaryota; Metazoa; Chordata; Mammalia; Chiroptera; Vespertilionidae
Product: adenylate kinase 9-like
Exons: 34
Coding region: 94-4440 (1448 amino acids)
Biological process (GO): nucleobase-containing compound metabolic process
Cellular component (GO): mitochondrion; cytoplasm
Molecular function (GO): AMP kinase activity; ATP binding; ATP hydrolysis activity
Source: RefSeq, a predicted model, not a curated record
GGGCAACCGCUCAACAGAUCCGAGGGUUCCCGGAGGCGGCUGUAGCCCACCAGUGGGGUCCGCUGGGGUCCCUUGCGGCCAGUAUUUUUUAUUAUGGCUUUUCAAGAGAAGAUAGAAGAACAUCCUUUUGUGGAUAUAUUUGAUGAAGAUGAAGCUGAAAAACACUUUAUGUUAUCUAAACCUGUUUGCUUUGUUGUAUUUGGGAAACCAGGUGUUGGGAAGACAACAUUAGCCCGUCACAUAGCACAAGAAUGGAAAUGUAUUCGUGUAGAAGCUCUAACAAUUUUGGAAGAACAUAUUGCCAAUGAAACCGAAGCAGGAGUUAUGUUGCAAUCAAUGCUGAUGAGUGGUCAAAGCAUUCCAGAUGAACUUGUCAUAAAGCUAAUGUUGGAGAAGCUCAACUCCCUAGAAAUCUCUCACUUUGGUUAUAUUAUCACUGAAAUACCAACACUUCCACAGGAUGCCAUGACUACUUUACAGCAAAUAACCUUAAUUAAAAAUCUAGAUUUGAAACCUGAUAUUAUAAUCAAUAUUAAGUGCCCUGACUAUGAUCUAUGCCAAAAAGUUUCUGGGCAAAGGCAGCACAGUACUACCGGGUACAUAUACUCAAGAGAGCAGUGGGAUCCGGAAGUCAUCGAGAAUCGAAGGAAAAAGAAGAAAGAAGCCCAUAAAGAAGUAAGAGGAGAAGAGGAAGGGGAAGAAGAGGAAGAGCAAGAAGAAGAAGAGGCAUUUAUUGCCGAAAUGCAGGUGGUAGCUGAAAUUCUUCAACAUUUAGUUCAGAGGCCAGAGGAUUAUUUGGAAAAUAUUGAGACCAUCGUUAAACUUUAUAAGGAUAUGAUUCUUCAUGCUUUAGAAGAAAUAAUGGCUGAACACAAUCCCCAGUAUUUCAUUGAGCUUGAUGGAAAUAAGCCCCCAGAGGACCUCUUUAACACGGUCAUAGAGCGUCUUAAAUAUCUGAACCUAAGAAGAGCAGCUGUUUUAACUAAACUUCAGAGUGCAGAGGAAGAACUGAAUGAUGCAAUGGACAAUGAUGAGCUGUUUCGUACUCUUGCAUCUUAUAAACUUAUUGCACCAAGAUAUAGAUGGCGGAGAAGCAGAUGGGGACGCUCAUGUCCUGUGACUUUAAAAGAAGGUAACGUUUAUCCAGGAAUGGCUGACCUUUCUGUGAGUUUUCUAGGUAAAAUGUACUGUCUGGCAUCAGAAGAAACAUUAAAAGCAUUUUUAUUGAACCCACGUCCCUAUCUUCUCCCACCAAUGCCUGCACCACCAUUCAAAGUAUUUGUAUUUGGACCUCCAUCUUCAGGGAAAACAACACUUUGCAAUUUGCUUGCAGAACAUUACAAAGGAAAGGUAGUUGACUAUGCCAAACUUGUUCAGCCACGUUUUGAUAAAGCCCUUGAUAUGUUAAGAAAAAAUACUAUAGCUGAGGCCACUCAAGAAGCUAUUAAUACUGUGAGAGAUCGGCUCCUCGCAGAAGCAGAAAAUAAAAAACAAGCUUUAAAAGACAAGGAAAGAGAACUUAAAAUGAAGGAGUAUAAUAAAAGCUUCGGAGAGACACGCUCUUCACUUGAUGUCGAAGGGCUCAUUCUGGAAUCCCAAAGAGCGAGCACUGUAGAGGACAAUGAAGAAGUCAAAAUGAAGUUGGAUAGUGAUCCAACUGUUAAAACUGAUCAAGAUGGUUUGAACAAUGUUUUAUUCACAGAUGAAAGAGAACCUAGUGAACCACCUGUAAUUAAAAUAAGUUUACAAGACAGUCAAGAGCUAAACUUGGAUUUUAAAAAAGACUCAAUAGAAGAGGUAACUGCAGAUCAUCCAGAGGUCCUUUCUGUAAUAAAUGACUUGUUGAAAAUAACAAAGGAUAUGAACUUUGAACAUCCAUAUGAAAAAUAUGCUGAAAUCUUAGAGGAAGUCCUGGAAGAGGUAGUUAAACAAACCAAGAACAGGUUUUCUGGUGCCCCAAAAUCUGGAGGAUGGAUAGUGGACAACUGCCCUGUUACGAAAGAACUGUGGACAACCUUAGUGGAGAAAGGAAUUACACCAGAUUUAGUAAUCUAUUUGUCAGAUACAGAAACCAACGGAAAAUAUUUACUUAAUAGACUGUAUUUAAAGAAUAAAGCUGAAAUUGACGCUAAGAUAUUCGAGAGAUUACUAGAUGAACUAAAAAAGAAAAAAAGAGAGGAAGAAACUUUAAGAAAAAUCAAAGAAGAGGCAUUGAGAAUAGAAGAAGAAAAUCAAAAGCUCUUUGCAGCUCUGAAUGUGAAAACAAAAGAGGUCGACGAGGCUGACCUUGAGGCUUUUGGGGAUGUUGAAGGUGAGGAGGGUGACAUUCCUGAAGUGUCUGAGGCCCUUGAGGAGACCGGGGGGCUCUUAGCAGAGGAGCCUGAAGCUUCCGAGGUUCAGGAACCAGAACCUGAAUCAGAGUCUACUGAGGAAACUACAGUUGGAACAGAAAUUCCAAAAGAAUCCAAAGAGGGUCUGGAAAUUACAUUAUCUCAAACAGAACUUGUACUACCUGAGUUUCCUGAAGACGCUUAUCCUGAUGUUCCUGAGAUGGAACUACUUAAAGACGAGAUAAAAAAUUAUGAGGCCAACUGGAAAAAUCUGGAAUUAAUCAUCAAUGACUCUUUCUUUCCAAUUUUCAAGUUGGAGAUUGCUGGCCAGACUCCAGAGGAGCUAUUUCAGAAAGCAGUGGAGACUAUGGAAAAACCUUUUCAGUAUGUUGCAUGGGAGUUCAAUAUAGAAGACUAUGAGGAAGAAACAGAAGACCUCCAGGCCGAAGCGGAGGUUGAUGAGGAUCUAGAAGAGGAGGAGGAGGAGGAGGAAGAGAAUGAAGACAGAAUGAAAGAGAAGAAAAGACAUUUGGGAGACACAAAGCACUUUUGUCCAGUAGUUCUCAAAGAAAACUUCGUCCUACAACCAGGCAACACAGAAGAAGCAGCUAAAUAUCGAGAAAAGGUCUACUACUUUUCAAGUCCUGAGGCUAGAGAAAAAUUUAUGGAGCAUCCUCAGGAGUAUGUGGCUCACAAUGAACCAUUAAAGGCUCCUCCAUUAAGAAUAUGCCUUCUGGGUCCCCGUGGCUCUGGCAAAACUAUUUGUGGAAGACAGUUAGCAGAAAACUUGGGCAUCUUUCACAUUCAGUUUGAAGAAUUUCUACAAGAAAAAAUCAUGCUCAAAACUGAAAAGAAAGUUGGACCUGAAUUUGAAGAAGAGGCUGAGGAAGAACAACUUGCAAAACAAGAACUUGAAGAGCUUGCAAUUGAGGCCAAUGUCACACUUGAGAAAGAAUAUGCAAAUAAGCCGCCUCCAGAAGUGCAAUUUACAGAAGAAGAAGAAGCAAUCAGAUUAUAUUUAAUGGAAAAUGAAGCAUUGCCUCCCGAAAUUCUAGAAAACAUUCUUUCUGAGUGGUGGCAUAAAGAACCAAUACGUUCCACAGGUUUUAUAUUAGAUGGUUUCCCACGAUAUCCUGAUGAGGCCCAGCUUCUAGGGGAACAUGGAUUUUUCCCAGAUGCUGCUGUUUUAAUACAAGUUGAUGAUCAAGAUGUUUGUGAUCGGCUCCUGCCUCCCCAAAUUGAAAAGUGGAAACUGAAACAGAAGAAGAAAUUAGAAAGGAAACUACUCAUUAAAGAAAUGAAGGCAAAAAUCAGGGAUGAUAUGAUUGCUAAAAGAAGGGCUGAACUUGUAGCAGAGAAAGAGAAAAGAAGGAGGAAAGCUGCCUGCAUUGACAAGUUAUGCAUCACACCUCAGGAACUGAUUUCUCGCCUGGGCGAGUUUGGACAGUUCUGCCCAGUCAGCCUGGCAGAAUCAUAUGAGCUAGUUGAUUGCUCGGAAAUGGAGACCUUGGAAUUUGCCGCAGAAUUCAGAGGGCAUUAUUAUAAAAUGGGUUCUCGGGAAAAACUGAAUUCGAAUAAGGUGAGUAGUAGCCAAUUACGAAGUGUCAAGGAGUGGGUGCGAGGUGAUGAAAUGAAGGCCUUGGCUGUAGCCCAGAGCUUACAAGCACAGAUGUCUACAGCGCCAGGAAGAACGCCACUGAAAUACUGGAAUCAGAAGCUUCCAUACAAACUUCCUCCAUUAAAGGAACCAAUACAUCUCACUAGUCUUCCUUUGCCUGGAUAUCUGGAACAGGGUAUCGCAACUUCUCUAAUUAAAGCAAUGAAUGCAGUAGGAUGCUUAAAGCCCAAAUUUCCUUUCUUAAGUAUAAAGAAAUCCGCGCUCCUCUAUAUAGCAUUUCAUCUAAAAGCCUUUAAUCCCAAAGGUUCUGAAUAUACAAGAAAAAAGUAUAAGAAGAAGAUGGAGCAGUUUGUAGAGAGAUGUGAACUCAUUACAUACCUGAGUGCCCACAUGACCAGAAAAUACAAGGAACCUCAGUUUAGAGCCAUUGACUUUGAUCAUAAAUUACAGACCUUUCUCUCUCUCAGAAAUAUAGACCCAGUUAAAGAAUAG